Molecule: messenger RNA, 923 nt
Organism: Lotus japonicus
Lineage: Eukaryota; Viridiplantae; Streptophyta; Magnoliopsida; Fabales; Fabaceae
Exons: 2
Coding region: 453-923 (156 amino acids)
Biological process (GO): recombinational repair
Source: RefSeq, a predicted model, not a curated record
UUGGUGCUUUUAGUGGUCAUGCGGACUAUGUGGACAUCACCACAGAUUGAAUGUUCUUGUAUUGUGUAAUAUUAAUUUGUAAACUCUCUGUAAUUUGGUAUAAUGUGGCCCUUAUCACAGGUUGUUGUUAAUGAUGAAAAUCUAGACAUCAUCGUAGAUUGGCAGGUUCAUGCGUGUACUUUUGGUAAUGUUAAUUUGAUGUACUUUUGGUAAUGUUAAUUUGAUGUACUCUUGUCAUUUUCAUUUUCAUUACCCUCCACCACCAACCCUGACAUUACUCUCAACCACCAGCCCCAACCACUCUUCUACCAUCCACCAGUACACCUUAAAUGUUUUGACCGCACUCCUGAGCUAUAAAUAUCUGUUGUGUCUUGCCUCUUCUUCUUACUCUUCAUUCCUCAUCUUCCUGUCUAUUGUGUCUUGCCUCUUCUUCUUACUCCUCAUUCUACACAAUGGAACAAGACCCAAAUCCAUUCCUCCGCCAUUGCAAAGGUCAAAGCAACAACUCUGGCAGCUCUCGUCCUCUCAUUCCUGGCCCGGCUGGCGCCAUCCAGGCUGCCAUGUAUGCCCGUAGAUCCACCCCUAACACACCACUCAUUCCGACCCAGGAAAUCGUGAGGCGUGUGCUAGAUCAUGGAUCAACCGAAACCGAUCCUGAUUUCAACUCACAUGCUUGGCUAUCAGCCCUGCAAGAGUGGGGAAUAGCCACUCCGCUGGGCUCUCUGACAGCGAACGUUGAGAGGGUGGAGAAUGUUGUUGUUGUUAUCAAAUCUUGCACUCCCAAUGGGUUUGGAGAUGCGAAAGUUACCCUCAAGGACCCCACGGGUGCUGUUGAUGCUAGCAUCCACCGCAAGGCCUUUACUCACAGUGAAUUUGCGAAUGACAUAACUGUUAGAUCUGUUCUCGUUCUCCAAAAGGUCUGA